Molecule: messenger RNA, 3358 nt
Organism: Hippopotamus amphibius kiboko
Lineage: Eukaryota; Metazoa; Chordata; Mammalia; Artiodactyla; Hippopotamidae
Gene: SFSWAP
Product: splicing factor SWAP
Exons: 19
Coding region: 128-3109 (993 amino acids)
Biological process (GO): RNA processing; mRNA 5'-splice site recognition
Molecular function (GO): RNA binding
Source: RefSeq, a predicted model, not a curated record
UAUGGCGGCGGUGUCGAGGUUGGGGCCAGGAUGCGGCGCUUUUGACUAAGGGGGUAGGCCAGGCGGAGGCAUCGGGCACAUCGGCGCGGCGCAGAAGAGAACCAGCCUGGACGCCGGGGACGCUGUCAUGUACGGCGCGAGCGCAGGCCGCGCCAAAACCGAGAGGAAAAGCGGCGCGAAGGAGGAGGCCGGGCCCGGCGGUGCCGGCGGUGGGGGGAACCGAGUGGAGUUGCUGGUCUUCGGCUAUGCCUGCAAGCUGUUCCGAGACGACGAGCGGGCCCUGGCCCAGGAACAGGGACAGCACCUCAUCCCCUGGAUGGGGGACCACAAGAUCCUCAUCGACAGAUAUGAUGGGCGCGGUCACCUGCAUGACCUUUCUGAGUAUGAUGCUGAGUAUUCCACUUGGAACAGAGAUUACCAGCUCUCUGAAGAGGAGGCACGAAUAGAGGCCCUGUGUGAUGAAGAGAGGUAUUUAGCCUUGCAUACGGACUUGCUUGAGGAGGAGGCAAGGCAAGAGGAAGAAUACAAGCGGUUGAGUGAAGCGCUGGCAGAGGACGGGAGCUAUAACGCAGUGGGAUUCACAUACGGCAGUGAUUACUAUGACCCGUCCGAACCAACAGAGGAAGAGGAGCCUUCCAAACAGAGAGAAAAAAAUGAGGCUGAAAAUUUGGAGGAAAACGAGGAGCCUUUCAUUGCCCCUUUAGGAUUGAAUGUGCCACCUGAUGUGGAGCUGCCACCAACAGCCAAAAUGCAUGCCAUCAUUGAGCGCACGGCCAACUUCGUGUGCAAACAGGGUGCACAGUUUGAAAUAAUGCUGAAGGCCAAACAGGCCCGAAACUCUCAAUUCGACUUUCUACGCUUUGAUCACUACCUCAACCCCUACUACAAGUUCAUCCAGAAAGCUAUGAAAGAAGGACGGUACACGGUACUGGCAGAAAACAAAAGUGAAGAGAAAAAGAAGUCGGGGGUCAGCUCUGACAAUGAAGAUGACGAUGACGAAGAGGAUGGGAGUUACCUACAUCCGUCCCUCUUCGCUUCCAAGAAGUGCAACCGCCUGGAGGAGCUGAUGAAGCCUUUGAAGGUGGUGGACCCGGAUCACCCCCUUGCGGCGCUGGUCCGUAAAGCCCAGGCCGACAGUCCCGCCCCCACCCCACCCACGGCAGAUGGCGCGGCCGUGCAGCCCUCCCAGGUGGAGUACACUGCUGACUCGACAGUGGCAGCCAUGUACUACAGCUACUACAUGCUGCCUGACGGCACCUACUGCCUGGCACCUCCCCCUCCAGGGGCUGACGUAGCCACUUACUACAGCACCGUGCCUGCCGGGGUGGCCGUGUCCAGCUCCGCCGGGGUGACAGCCACCGCCCCGCCCCCUCCAGGGACCACGCCACCGCCCCCCCCAACCACAGCAGAGACGAGUAGUGGGGUGACCUCCACCACCAUCACCACAAGUGCACUUGCUCCCGUGGCCGCCAUCAUCCCGCCGCCACCUGACAUUCAGCCCGUGAUUGACAAGCUGGCGGAGUACGUGGCCAGGAACGGCCUUAAGUUUGAGACCAGCGUUCGUGCCAAGAAUGAUCAAAGGUUCGAAUUCCUGCAGCCGUGGCACCAGUACAAUGCCUAUUACGAGUUUAAGAAGCAGUUCUUCCUCCAGAAAGAAGGGGGCGAAAGCACACAGGCUGUGUCAGCACCGGAAGAGGCUCCUGCAGAGUCUGCUCCUGAAAAGCCAAGUGACGUUGGGGAGGAUAGUGUGUCUGAAGACACGGCCAACACAGGGGGAAGAGGUGGCUCCUCGGGGAAGAAGGAGGCAUCAUCCAGCAAAGCCGUCCCCGACGGGAAGCUGGUGAAAGCUUCAUUCGCUCCAAUAAGCUUUGCAAUCAAGGCCAAAGAAAAUGAUCUGCUUCCCCUGGAAAAAAACCGUGUUAAGCUAGAUGAUGACAGCGAGGAUGACGAAGAGAGCAAAGAAGGCCAAGAAAGCGCCAGCAGCGCGACAAACACCGGCCCGGUGGCUGCCCCGCCCUGUGUGGUGGCUGAGGAGAAGCGGCCUCAGCUCACCCAGGAGGAGCUAGAAGCAAAGCAAGCAAAGCAAAAGUUGGAGGACCGACUGGCAGCUGCUGCCAGGGAAAAGCUGGCCCAGGCAUCAAAGGAAUCAAAGGAGAAACAGCUUCAAGCAGAACGUAAAAGGAAAGCAGCUUUAUUUUUACAAACCUUAAAAAAUCCUCUGCCAGAAGCAGAAGUCGGGAAAGUGGAAGAGAAUCCUUUCAAUGUAGAGGAAGCUGGUACUAUGUCCUGUCCUCUACUGGCUGGAGGCAGACCUCUGCCAACUUUAGAUGCGAAGCCUUCGGAAGGGCGCUCAAGCAGAAGCAAAGACCCGCCGAGAGAAGAAGAGAGAGAGAAGAAAAAGAAAAAGCACAAAAAACGGUCUCGAACAAGAUCGAGGUCUCCCAAGUACCAUUCGUCGUCCAAGUCCAGGUCUAGAUCCCACUCAAAAGCAAAGCAUUGUCUUCCCAGUGCCUAUCGGACAGCACGGCGGUCGAGACCCACAGCCUCCCCAGGGACCCUGAGCACGGAGCCUUAUCAGAGCAGCUCGGCAGUGGCAGCAGCACAGCGAGACAGUUAUCAGGCAGCCUCGACCACGAACAGAUUUGACUCCUGGAGCUCUUUUAAGGGAAAACCUGGUAAAACGUCAAGGUCCCGGUCCCGGUCCCCUCGGAGACGAGCACACUCCCCCGAGAGACGGCGGGAGGACAGGAGUGUCCCCACGGCCUACCGGAUGAGUAACAGCCCUGGAGUCAGCAGGAAGCGGACCCGGUCCAGAAGCCCCCACGAGAAGAAGAAGAAGAGGCGCUCACGGUCGAGGACCAAGUCCAAAGCCGGGUCUCAGCCAGCCUCCCCAAGCAAGCAGCCCACGCGCCGGCACUCGGCCAGCAUCUCUCCCGUGGAGAGUCGGGGUUCCAGCCAGGAGCGCUCCAGGGGAGUUUCUCAGGAAAAAGACGGUCAGAUCUCCUCGGCAAUUGUUUCUUCUGUGCAGAGCAAAAUCACUCAGGACCUCAUGGCCAAAGUCAGAGCGAUGCUCGCAGCUUCCAAAAACAUGCAGACCAGUGCCUCCUGAGACGCGGGCCAUGGGCGACCCGGCCCAGGGCCCCAGGAGCCGGCAGAGCCGAGAGCCCCAUCCUGCACACACCAUCCUCCCGGGGCUCCUGGACGGUUGGCGGGUUUUGUAAAUUAGUUUUUGAUGACAUUUUCAGUUUAAGAUUUUUGACCAGCAGUCUCUUACUUGUAUAUUUGUAAAUAAUAUCAUGUUUCUGUGAAAAAAUAUUAUCAAAUAAAAUGGGAGGAAAACACAUUUUCUAGCUAGUAA